Molecule: messenger RNA, 1843 nt
Organism: Vollenhovia emeryi
Lineage: Eukaryota; Metazoa; Arthropoda; Insecta; Hymenoptera; Formicidae
Gene: swi2
Product: protein singed wings 2
Exons: 10
Coding region: 423-1823 (466 amino acids)
Cellular component (GO): plasma membrane
Molecular function (GO): protein binding
Source: RefSeq, a predicted model, not a curated record
UGUCGCUUACUGGUUGACGCUAUAGGUUCCACUGUUUGAAAAAUGUAUUAUCGCAAUAUGCACCGCUGCAUCAGGUAGAUCGCAUCUCCGCGGCUGUUAUCGCGCAAUAUGUUCAUUACACGUUAAGCCAUCGGACCGUUUUAGUUAUCCACCUGCUGACACGCCGAAUACAGAGCUUCUAUUUUCUCAUUAGCAUCACUGCCAUUCUUCAUACGACGCCCAUCGCGAUCGCGCGCGUGAUACCGGUCCGUCGCUGGAUUGACAGCGCGUUAAAAAAAAAAAGAGUGCCGAGUGAUACCGGAAUUCCACAGAUCUUGCAUACACAUAUAAAACUUUUGCCUCUCUUUGUUAACGAACGUAUUCGUUUCCGUGGACAGCUCGUCACGUCGAUAUUUAUUUGCGGCGCUUAAAUAUUUCGCGCGAUGAGAGUGACAGUACAACGAACUUUUCUAAUCGCGCUCUUCCUCGUGCACGCGCACUUUUCGCACGGCUUCGCGAAAGACGAUGGCAAUUGUUCUCGGUAUCGCUCGCACGCCGACGAUCAUCCCGAGUGCGACUUUGUGAAAGAUCGGCAACGUCUCGUUUGUUUCAACGGUCUUGAAGACGAAUGGAGAGCAAGGGCUGAAACCGUACACGUACUCAUCCUUUGCGCAUGGCCGAAGGCAACGUUUGACCCGCAGGAGAUUUUACGGGGAUUCACGUUCUUACGAAAAUUAAUGAUUGCGAACAGUAACUUAACUCGAUUGUCAACCGCAUUUCCAAGCGAGAUGCAAUUUCUGGAGAAAGUCAAUGUGACCGGCACCAAACUGCGUUCGCUACCGACAGAUGCGUUCUCCAAUUUACGGACUUUGAGAUGCCUCGACCUGAGAAACAAUGCUCUCGAGGAGAUUAGCGUUACGGCUUUCGACGCACCUGCGCUGAAGCACGUUCAUCUGGCCGGUAAUCCAUUGAGAUGUACGGAAGAUGUAGCGUGGAUUUUGGACUCCAGUGAGGGAUCAGCCGCGAGUAAAGUCGCCGACAAAGACAAAUUACUUUGCGCCACGCCGUAUGAUGGAAGACCGCUUGUCCCGAUCGUCGAGAUAAUCGCGACACUGAAAAAGGAAUGCAAAAAGACGGUUUGCGACUGCGAAUUGAUUUAUGUGGUUGCACGCGCGGGCAAACUAACGCAGAGGCAGCUCAUAGCUUUUACUUCCGUCAACUGUAGCCAUCGCGAUUUGAUGGAAAUGCCGAAAUUUUUACCUGCGGAUACAACGUCCCUUCGUCUGAGUGGAAAUAAGAUCAAGGACCUAACUCCGCUCGCGACAAAUCCUGCUUACAAAUCCGUGCUGGACCUCUACAUAGACGAUAAUCUGGUAGAAUCUAUCGCUCGGCUAGAAGGAUCAGACUGGCUGGACCAUUUCCGACUCCUUAAUCUUCGGGGGAAUAAACUUACCGAUUUGCCUACUUACGCCCUGGAGAACGCAUUGCUGCGCAAUAGGAACGCAGCUGGCCUGUAUCUCGGCAAUAAUUCGUGGACGUGCGACUGUCACUUUACACCGAGCUUUCAGGAUCUUCUGAUCAGGCAUUCAAGUAUAAUAAAAGAUAUCAAUGACAUAAAGUGCGCUUUCACGAGUGACAGCGAUAACUCAAACAAACAGAUCCGUGAUCUUACGCGGACAGAGAUCUGCAUUUUACCGGACGAAGAUUCUUGGCUUCAUCCCCUCGACGUUUUGAACAUCGUAUUGGCGUCAUUAAUAUUCCUCGUGCUUGGCAAGCUUUUGUAUGAUUACUGGUCUUUUAAGAAAACCGGAAAGCUGCCUUGGAUCGUCGCCAAAAUACCAUGAUAUCGGUACAAGUGCCUCUU